Messenger RNA from Electrophorus electricus (electric eel), 2272 nucleotides. RefSeq names its product protein kinase, cAMP-dependent, regulatory, type II, alpha, B (gene prkar2ab). Gene Ontology annotation, cellular component: cAMP-dependent protein kinase complex; cytosol. Gene Ontology annotation, biological process: negative regulation of cAMP-dependent protein kinase activity. The record is from RefSeq and is a predicted model, not a curated record. NCBI's taxonomy places the organism in Eukaryota, Metazoa, Chordata, Actinopteri, Gymnotiformes, Gymnotidae. Gene Ontology annotation, molecular function: protein kinase A catalytic subunit binding; cAMP binding; cAMP-dependent protein kinase inhibitor activity.
AACACGAAGUUGUCAUCCAUGACGUGCGUGACGAAUCAGCAAUUCAGAUGUUUUUUAUUAUACCCAUAAAGCUCGUGUUUGGCAAGUGGUGCUGCAUUUAAAACGUAUUUUAACUCCAGUGUUAAUAUGAGUGUGGAGAUCCCGGCUGGUUUGACGGACCUGCUGAAAGGCUACACAGCCGAGGUGCUGGUGCAGCGACCUCCUGACCUUCUGGAGUUCGCUGUUCAGUACUUCAGCAGCCUAAAAGAACAGCGCGGCGCGGAGUCGAGUGCUCGCAACGCCAGCAGGUCUCGUGUGAAGAGAGCAGUCGCGUUUGAUGAGGACACAGUGCCAUCAGACUCCAAUGAGGAGGAAGACGACAAGGAAGAUUAUUUUCCUGAUGAUUUCACGUUCAAACGUCCAUCAACUAGUAAAAGCAGUCGCAGGGUAUCAGUUUGCGCAGAGCCCUAUAAUCCAGAUGAUGAUGAGGAUGAUGUCCUGCAGCCAAAGGUCAUCUACCCCAAAACAGACCAGCAGCGCAGCCGGCUACAGGAAGCCUGCAAGGACAUUCUACUGUUCAAAACUCUGGAUGCGGAGCAGUUUUCAGAGAUCUUGGAUGCCAUGUUUGAGGUGCAUGUGAAAGCGCAAGAACACAUCAUAGAGCAAGGAGAUGAUGGAGACAAUUUCUAUGUGAUUGACAGAGGAGUGUAUGACAUUGAGGUAAAGCAGGACGGAGUGAAUUGCUGUGUGGGAAAAUACCAUAACAAAGGCUGCUUUGGGGAGCUGGCCCUCAUGUACAGAACUCCGCGUGCUGCCACCAUCAUCGCCAGCCAGCCAGGGGCGCUGUGGGCAUUGGACAGGGCAACGUUCCACAGGCUGAUUGUGAAAAAUAAUGCAAAGAAGAGGAAAACAUAUGAGGCUUUCAUCGAGUCUCUGCCUCUCCUGGAGUGCCUUGAGCUGUCUGAGAGGAUGAAGAUUGUUGACGUUUUAGGAGUGAAAACCUUCCACGAUGGAGAACAGAUCAUUAAACAGGGUGAUGAGGCAGACUGUUUCUACAUUGUGGAGUCUGGAGAAGUAAAGAUCAUGAUCAAGAGCAAAAUUAAAGCAGGGCAAAGUAGCCCGAGGGAAACUGAGGAGGUGGAGAUAGCCCGCGCCACCAGGGGGCAGUAUUUUGGAGAGCUAGCGCUAGUCACUAACAACCCUAGAGCUGCAUCAGUCUAUGCAGUGGGAGAGACCAAGUGCUUAGUGAUCGAUGUUCAGGCAUUUGAGCGUUUGCUGGGUCCCUGUAUAGAGAUCAUGAAGAGGAAUAUCACUUCCUACAAGGAGCAACUGGUGAUGCUGUUUGGAUCAAGUGAGGAUCUGAAACACUGAGGCCUGCAGUCCUGUGUUUUGUGCAUUUAAAACGUUACAUGGCUGUGGCCACCAGGGGGCAGCAGGAGCUGCACAUAAUCUCAUACUCUCCAAAUUAUUGGAGCAUUUCAGCAUUCAGCCUUUCAUCUGUACUAUGCAAAUGUUCUCUUUGUAUUUUAACCUGAUUUAUUUUGAUCUUUCUUUUCCUGUUUAUACUUUCAGUCUGUUUUAUUCACUUGAUAAAGCUUUAUUUUUUUGUGCUAUCUGCUUGGCAUAUUGUAAUUAAAUUGGAGGUCAAGUUGCAGGAAUGCAUUAUUAUCAAAUCACUGUAACACACCCAUCAGUGAACGAGUGUUUUCAUAACUUGGUGAAUGGGACCAGGAAGUGAGUAGAACAGCACAUUUGCUAGAAACAUCAGACUUAUCUAGUAAGAGUGCUCAGAACAAACUGAUCAUGCUUCAUGAAUAUAAAGUUUUUUUGUUUUUUCUUUUAGCUUGGGCCCUUAUUAUGGAACAUUCUCAGGUGAGGGUCAAACAGAACAGAUCUUUUGCAUUACAUUUCACUUUCUGGGUUAGUCACAUUGUACGUUUUAGAUGUGAACAGAGACAUCAAGAAGUAGAUAUGUCUCAUAUAGCAAUAAUGCAAAAGGUGGGGCCCAGUAUUGAUCAUGAGGUCAGUUAGAGGAAAAUUGACACCUUUUUCAAUAACUUGGUAUGAAAUUAUUUGAUUGGCAUGACAUGGAGCUAACUAGUGUUCUCAAUUGCUUACAUUUCAGGAAACAGUAUUUCUGCUCUAACUUGGCAAAUCUUUAUGUACUGUGAGCUAAAUGAAAACUGAUGACCAUUUGUCUCAAAAUGAAGCGUUUAUCUCAAAAUGCCACACUUGACAUUUGAAUUUCUACAACCUUGUUUUUCCACACUUCACUAAUAAAGUGAGAACAGUU